UCCGUUGCUGCUUGCAUGUAUUUUCCUUUGUACCUUCGAGUUCUUCUUCCGCCGUACAAUAUUUAGUCCGUCAUGCGUCCGCACUUCUUCACCUCAGCUGUCUGGUCCCUCUCUAGACUCUCCACUACCUCGGCCACCCUCACUUCGUCCUCUUCUGCCACCGCCCUCUUACGAGCAUCCUCAGCUCUCAGAUCUCUCCCUCUCGGCACCUGCAACCCUCAGAGGCUAUUCGUUACCAGCUCACACCAGUGCUCCGCCGUCAAGCCCCAGCCUAGGACCGCCGCUUCCAACCCGACCACCAUGGCUACCAAGACCGGCACCAUCAUCGACCUCAUCAAGCUCCGCCGCACCAUCUACGGCCUCAACAAGGAGCUGCCCAUCUCCACGGACCGCGUCCAGGAGAUCGUCAAGGAUGCGCUGAGGCACAUCCCCUCCUCCUUCAACUCCCAGAGCAACCGUGUCCUCGUCGUCUUCGGCGCUGACCACGACAAGCUCUGGGAUAUCACCUCCGACGUCCUCAAGGCCAUCGUGCCGGCCGAGCAGUGGGAGAGCACCGCCGGUCGCAUUGCCUCGUUCAAGGCCGGCGCCGGAACCGUCUUGUUCUUCGAGGACCAGGCUGUCGUGAAGAAGAUGCAAACGGAUUUCGCCCUGUACAGCGACCGGUUCCCCGUCUGGGCGUCCCAGACCGACGCCAUGCUCCAGUUCACUAUCUGGACCGCCCUGUCGGCCGAGGGCGUCGGUGCCAACCUGCAGCACUACAACCCGCUCAUCGACGCCAAGGUCGCCAACGAGUGGGGCAUCCCCGAGACCUGGCAGCUGAACGCUCAGCUCGUCUUCGGCGGCAAGACCGGCGAAGCCGGCGAGAAGGACUUCAAGCCCCUCGAGGAGAUCUACAAGAUCGCCGGCGUCUAAGCGCCCAACACCGGCGCGUGCCGGUCGCGGCCGAGACACAGCGACAGCAGCAACGGUGACGGUUUCUCUCCAAGCCCGUCGCUUCCGACUACGUGACCUACGCCGUGCAUCAGCCCGACGAGCUCGCCCCGAGUGCGGCGGAAAUCUUCCCCGGAAGAGUUGGACAGGAGAAAGGAGGUUGACGGAUGCUGCUGUGGUCGCGGAUGGAUGUCUAGACGGACGGACGGACGGACGGGCCGGCUCCUCAACCCAGCCUGUUUUUCGGCUCGUCCGCUAGCAGGCUCUCGAAUAUGUCGAACACGUACAGCUUCUAUAGACCGAACCUACCGACAUAGAACCCCCACACCUCAACCGGCAUAGGAAAUACUCAGGUUCACACGCUAGACCAGAUAAGUCAAACAAAUAAGUGAAAGAAAUCUACAAACCCACAACAUGCAUAUGAAAC
Molecule: messenger RNA, 1357 nt
Organism: Durotheca rogersii
Lineage: Eukaryota; Fungi; Ascomycota; Sordariomycetes; Xylariales; Xylariaceae
Product: Nitroreductase
Exons: 2
Coding region: 73-912 (279 amino acids)
Biological process (GO): cellular response to oxidative stress
Source: RefSeq, a predicted model, not a curated record